AUGGCAGACGGGGCUCGGCUGCAUGCGGACGCAGCCCCUGCAGCCUCUGUAGCCUAUGCAGCCUCUGUAGCCUAUGCAGCCUCUGUAGCCUAUGCAGCCCCUGCAGCCUCUGUAGCCUAUGCAGCCUCUGUAGCCUAUGCAGCCUCUGUAGCCUAUGCAGCCUCUGUAGCCUAUGCAGCCCCUGCAGCCUCUGUAGCCUAUGCAGCCUCUGUAGCCUAUGCAGCCUCUGUAGCCUAUGCAGCCUAUGCAGCCUCUGUAGCCUAUGCAGCCUCUGUAGCCUAUGCAGCCUAUGCAGCCUCUGUAGCCUACGCAGCCUCUGUAGCCUAUGCAGCCUCUGUAGCCUAUGCAGCCUAUGCAGCCUCUGUAGCCUAUGCAGCCUCUGUAGCCUAUGCAGCCUCUGUAGCCUACGCAGCCUCUGUAGCCUAUGCAGCCUCUGUAGCCUAUGCAGCCCCUGCAGCCUAUGCAGCCUCUGCAGCCUAUGCAGCCUCUGUAGCCUAUGCAGCCUCUGUAGCCUAUGCAGUCCCUGCAGCCUAUGCAGCCUCUGUAGCCUAUGCAGCCUCUGUAGCCUAUGCAGCCUCUGCAGCCUAUGCAGCCCCUGCAGCCUAUGCAGCCUAUGCAGCCCCUGCAGCCUAUGCAGCCUCUGUAGCCUAUGCAGCCUCUGUAGCCUAUGCAGUCCCUGCAGCCUAUGCAGCCUAUGCAGCCUCUGUAGCCUAUGCAGCCUCUGUAGCCUAUGCAGCCUCUGUAGCCUAUGCAGCCUCUGCAGCCUAUGCAGCCUAUGCAGCCCCUGCAGCCUAUGCAGCCUCUGUAGCCUAUGCAGCCUCUGUAGCCUAUGCAGCCCCUGCAGCCUAUGCAGCCUAUGUAGGGGCUGCAUAG
Messenger RNA from Lampris incognitus (smalleye Pacific opah), 873 nucleotides. RefSeq names its product cuticle protein 16.5-like. The transcript has a single exon. Lineage: Eukaryota; Metazoa; Chordata; Actinopteri; Lampriformes; Lampridae. The record is from RefSeq and is a predicted model, not a curated record. The coding region runs from base 1 to 873 and encodes 290 amino acids.